Molecule: messenger RNA, 1421 nt
Organism: Pocillopora meandrina
Lineage: Eukaryota; Metazoa; Cnidaria; Anthozoa; Scleractinia; Pocilloporidae
Source: the annotation of a GenBank genome assembly
AUGGCAGAUGAGUUUCCGUCCCUAGAUUCAUCCCUUGAGGAAGAUAUUCGUCACGCCAGAAACUUAGGGGAAAACCAAGUGAAAGCUGAAAAACCUGAUGUUAUAGACUUCCUUCCCGCAUCAAGUAUUCUCGUUGAUGAAGAACAAGAAGCUAAUAAUUCAAACACUUUAACAAAAAUCGAAGAAGAAAAAUCGGACCGGGAGCUUACACCGGUACCUGAGGUUCUUCUUGAGUGCGCUGAAAAUGGAAUGAUUGAUCACGUAGAGAGAAUAUUAGAUCAAGACCCAUCUCUUAUUAACUGUAGGGAUAGCGACGGUUACUCGCCGCUUCACAGAGCUUGUUACAAUGGACAUUUGGACGUGGUUAAAGUUUUCUUGCAAAGAGGAGCUGAUGUUCAGGCUAGGACAGAGGAUGGAUGGCAACCAUUGCACUGUGCAUGCAGAUGGGGUGAAUAUGAGCUUCAUGCAUUGCAAGUUGUAACGGAAUUAUUUUAGAGAUCAUCCAGUCUCAAAUGACUGUCUUUUAGAAAAUGCUUGGUUUUAGUUGGUUCAUGGGCUGUUCUUUUCUUUAUGCUCUUUGAUUAAAUCCUGAGAUUUCUUAUUUACUGUAUGUAAUUUUGUGCAAUUUGAGCUGGAGGUGCGCUGGGAAAAAUUGCACCAAUGCAUUGUAUUACAUGUCCUGCAAAGUGCGUUUGUAUACCCUCAAUCAAAAAGUGUAUGCAUCACUCUUCUAAACUCAUGACUUAAUUUGUAAGUGUAGAAUCCAAAAAGUGUUUGGAAUAACCUGUUAUAAGUUAUUAUUCUUUUAGCAUUUUGAUGGAAUUGGUGCUUACUUGAUACAUGCUUGAUCUAUUCUUCUCCUCUUGUUCACAGGGAAGACUAAGGUGGCAUCUUUACUUUUGCAAAAUGGUGCUGAUAUAAAUUCACAAACCAACGGCAAGCAGACACCCCUUCAUUUUGCAGCAAGUGGGGUUGGUGGAACCUCAACAUUGCAAUUGCUGCUGUGCAACAGAUGGCUGGAUGCCAGCCUCCUAAACAUGCAGAAUGAAACAGCACUAGAUAUAGCUAGACGAAGUGGAAAUCACUAUAAACUGUUUGAAAUUGUUGAAGAUUGUAUCAAUGUUAAAUAAUAAUACAAUACUUUGAUAAGUAAAUUAAUUAUAGUACAUUGACUUAUGUUCAUCAAAGAGCACUUGUAAAAAUGGAGGUUUCAGAUGCCAUAUGCUUGCAGCACUGUAAUACAAUAGAAUUCUGUCUUUCAUGUAUGUUUGCAGCACUGUAAUACAAUAGAGUUCCUUUUUUCUCAAACUCCCAAUGAGUCUAACUAAAAGGGGUCUUCUUUCACCAACAAACCAAUCUUUGAUUUUCCAGACCUUCAUAUAAUUGAAGCCCAGAAUUCUUUAUCUGAUGACCAUUUUACA